AUGGUCAGAGGAUUAUUGCUUGCAUGUGUUGUUAUGUUCAGGCCUGCACUUCUUCAUGGCUUGUCGGUCCAGGCGGAGGAGCAGCAUCCGCGAGACGAGGAGUUGCAGUCGAAGUUGUUGGAGAUGCGUGGAAGCCGCUCGUCAUUUGUCCACAACGAUCUUGCCGAUCCUCGCGCCCCCCUCAGUUCGCUCAACGUGACAAGGCAAGCGGACGGACGGUCGAAUUGCGAAAUUUUGAGGGGCAACGUGCUGCCGAUUCGCGACAUCAAGAAUUUGGAAUUGUACCAUAUCAGCAAGUGUGGCGGUCAUACCCUGGAUGCCUUCUUCGCGGAUGGCCUCACCGAAAAAGGCAAGAUCGCAUAUUGCUAA
This is a messenger RNA of Prorocentrum cordatum, 369 nucleotides long. The record is from the annotation of a GenBank genome assembly. NCBI's taxonomy places the organism in Eukaryota, Dinophyceae, Prorocentrales, Prorocentraceae.